AUUUUUACCUAGCGACAGUCAACGCUGCAUGCUGAUUGGCUCAGCGCCGUAGCAGCAUUAAAUUUGAAAAGACUCUUCCGUUACCGCUGCUUUUCUCUGAGAGACUCUCCGUGAAAACAUAAACACGGUCAUCAGGGAUCAACAUGGCUCCCAGAAAACGCACUCAGAAUGCGAAAACCAAGAAGAAUCCCAAAACGCCCAAACUGGAAGCGUUUCUGCUCGAUUUUGACGACGAAGUUCACACCAUUGUGGAAAGACUGAAGGAGAAGACGAACAAUCUGCUGAAGGACGCGGAUAAUCUGUAUAAGACGGCUCUGAUCAAGCUGCCCAUGGCGGUGAGGAAGAUGAACUGGAUCCAGUACUGCAAUAUAGAGAAGCCAAAGUCCCCAGUGGAUGAUUCAAAGGUGAGGGAAGAAGCUGCUCAGGUUGAGCUUGCUAUUGCUGAGAAUCAUGCGAUUCACAAGCCUGCUGGAAAAGAAGCUAAGAACGGUGCAAACUCGGAGGAUGAAAACAUGGCACCCCUGAAGUCUGCAGUGAAGAAGAAGAAAGCAUCAAAGAAAGCACCUUCAACCUCCAAGAAGGCCAGAGCGCUCUCCAUCAGCAAACAGAACAACACCAUCCAGAGGUCCACAAGAAAGCCUUUGAUCACUCCUGCUAGAAGUCUCCUCGAGUCGUCAGUCAUCGGCUCCACGCCGCUCAUCACGCCACGCUUCGACCCCAGAUUGCCCAAGACUCCAGGACUGAGACUAGCGCGUCACAGGGAGAAGGUGUACAGCAUGUCCGUCAACGGCUCGCCUAUUGCAGGCGCCGGAGAGGACGUCGUCAUCAGCGUCCCGCUCGGAAACGGAGAGUGCAUUCAGCUGCUGGCCAGUGAGAUGGACUCUGUAGAUCUGAGUCAGCUGGACGAGAAGGCCCUGCGCAGCAUCAGAAACCUGCAGAAUCGUCUCACGACUCUUUGUGGAACGUCGAAGUGAACUCCGUUUCUCUCUCGUCGUGUUUUCCAGCACUGUGUUCUUGCAUUCAUUCACAUUUUAUUCUUGUAUUAUAACCAUGUGUGGCUUUUAUUCAUUUUUCCUUCAUCUUCUCAGUCUGUGCUGUAGUUUCGCUGCAGUGAGCUUUUAAAGGUAAAUGUAAAUAAGAUUAGAAGUAGUGCUCAUAAUCUGUGCUGUAAUGCCUUUUUGUAAAUAUGACUCUUAAAAAGACCUUGAUUCCACA
This is a messenger RNA of Megalobrama amblycephala (Wuchang bream), 1215 nucleotides long. RefSeq names its product cell division cycle associated 8 (gene cdca8). The transcript has 11 exons. The record is from RefSeq and is a predicted model, not a curated record. Gene Ontology annotation, biological process: mitotic sister chromatid segregation. Lineage: Eukaryota; Metazoa; Chordata; Actinopteri; Cypriniformes; Xenocyprididae. Gene Ontology annotation, cellular component: chromosome passenger complex; chromosome, centromeric region; spindle midzone. Bases 144 to 974 code for a protein of 276 amino acids.